Molecule: messenger RNA, 847 nt
Organism: Mytilinidion resinicola
Lineage: Eukaryota; Fungi; Ascomycota; Dothideomycetes; Mytilinidiales; Mytilinidiaceae
Product: P-loop containing nucleoside triphosphate hydrolase protein
Exons: 4
Coding region: 86-847 (253 amino acids)
Biological process (GO): double-strand break repair via homologous recombination
Cellular component (GO): chromosome; cytoplasm
Molecular function (GO): 3'-5' DNA helicase activity; four-way junction helicase activity
Source: RefSeq, a predicted model, not a curated record
GGUGGAUAUAGAGCAGCAGUUGAAAGCGUUGGUGGGCGAAAAGGCCGAAUUUCGGGGCGUGCAGAGACCAGCAUUAAAGGCUAUUAUGCACUAUAAAAGCCCGGUAGUUGCUAUUAUAGGCAUAGGUAGAGGCAAGAGCGUGUUAUUUAUGUUGCCAGCAUUGUGUUCAACAGGCGUAACAGUAGUAGUUGUGCUAUUAGCGCAGGUUGUGUUGGUUACGCCGGAGUCGGCGGUUAGGAAGGCAUUUGGCAAUUUUAUUAACCGACAGCAGUCGAUAGGACGGUUGGACCGGAUUGUGAUUAAUAAAUGCCACGUAAUUUUGGAUUUAGUAGGCGGGUGGAGGAGCAGGAUAUUGGCGUUGAGGAAUUUAGUUAUAAUAGAAACGCAGUUGGAAGAGGACGCAGUUGUUAAGUUGGUAGAGAGUUUAAAGCAGAAGCACGCGGGGGGGCAGGUAAUUGUAUAUUACGACACGGUAAAGAAGACAAUUCGAUUGGCAGAAGUUUUAGAGUGCGUUUGUUUCCACCGAAACGUGGGAAGCAGUAAGAAGAAGAGCGAGUUGGUAAAGCAGUUAACUAAAGGGCGACAGCAGGUGUUCACGGCCACAAACGUAUUAGGGUUAGGUAUUAAUGCGCCAAUAAUUCGAGCGGUAGUGCACGUUGGAACAAUUCGAAAAAUGCGGCAUUACGCGCAGGAGAGCGGAAGGGCAGGGCGUGAUGGGCGGAAGAAUAAAAGGGGCGUUGUUUAUAAGCAGGAUUUCGGGGAGGAUGUUAAGGAGGAAAUACAGGGAUUUAUUGUAGGUAGGGGUUGCAUAAGAAAGAUAAUUAACGGUGCAAUAGAUGGGAACUAA